Messenger RNA from Talaromyces marneffei, 894 nucleotides. RefSeq lists its product as uncharacterized. The record is from RefSeq and is a predicted model, not a curated record. The coding region runs from base 1 to 894 and encodes 297 amino acids. The transcript has 3 exons. Gene Ontology annotation, biological process: protein localization to kinetochore; kinetochore assembly; attachment of mitotic spindle microtubules to kinetochore. NCBI's taxonomy places the organism in Eukaryota, Fungi, Ascomycota, Eurotiomycetes, Eurotiales, Trichocomaceae. Gene Ontology annotation, cellular component: kinetochore.
AUGGCGCCCUCUCUCUCCCCCGCCGAAGCUUUCGAAAAAAUCCAAGAACUCCAAAGAGGGCAAGAUGUCGAAUCGAGCACACUCGCAAUCCUGCGCAUAAGCGAGCCUAUAACGUCUUCGCUAGAUGUCGACGGGAUCCCGCGAUUACCCUCAAAACGCGCCUCAGAUGCAUCCAUAGUCUCCGACGAGAAUCCGACGCCUGCAUCUUUGGAGGCUGAUUUGACGCAUUAUAAGGAACUAUUCUCCAAACUCCGCUUCUCAUAUCUGGAACAAGUCACAAAAGAGAAAUUUCUGCGUGGGAUUGUCGGUGACCCCCCACUCAUCGUUGGCCAUAAUGAGAAUGUCGAAUUGGAGGCGACGUUGGCGGAGGCAAAACAGCAAUUACAACAGCGUAAGGAUGAGGUGAGGGUUAUGGUGGAAGAAAUGGAGAAGACUGGGCGAGAUUUGGCUCGAAGAUAUCAAAAUAUCCAAAUCGAAACGACAAAAUUAUCAGAACUCCCGGAAGAAAUCGCCCAAUUAGAGCAGACAAUUGCUUCCCUGAAACAAUCCCAAGCAGCAUACGCAGCCGCCUCAGACCCUCACAAUACUUCCUCGUCCCCAAACCUGUCGUUACCGGCGACAUUGAAACUGCUCGCUGAGCGUGAAGCAGAAUUGGCUGCGAUAGAUCGACAAAUAGCUUCCUUACAAAAUACGCUACCACGAAAGACCCGUGAGGCGGAAGCGAUGGAGAGAGAAUUGGGUGUCCUGGAACGGAGAAAGUCCGACGCGAUAGGCCAGGCGCGAGAAGCCGAGAGGAAGAAACUUGAGGGUGAGAGUGAUGGACUGGAAGAAAUGGGGAGAUGGUAUCGGGGUGCAGAGGCUACGUUGAAGAAGCUCAUUGAUGUUGAGAAUUGA